AUAAGAUUUCAUCAGCGCAUAAAUAGUGAACUCAUCUUAUUAAAGACCAAAUUCUGGGCCAGAUAGAGAGCUCAAGUUUGAAGCUGAGAUGGUCUCCUCAACAUGCAUGGUCUUUUUCUUGGUCCUCACCGUGAGUAAUGCACAAGACACAUGUCCAGGCGGCGGAGAGCACUUGACCAUACUUCGAGGAUGUCCUGGAGCCGCAGGUGCCCAAGGAGAUAAAGGAGAACGUGGAUCACCAGGAGAGAGAGGUCCUCCAGGAAGUCCAGGAAAGGCUGGGCCACCAGGGAUAAAGGGAGACCCAGGUGCUCUAGGGCUUCAGGGACCAAAAGGAGAUAAGGGAGAUCCAGGCUCUCCAGAAGCUUUAUAUACUGCACGGGACUGCAAAUCACUGCUGGAGAAAGGUUUGACCUUCAAUGACUGGUACAUCAUAUAUCCAGAUGGAAACCGACCGCUAAAAGUCCUAUGUGAUAUGCACACUGAUGGAGGCGGCUGGAUUAUUCUCCAGAGACGUUACGAUGGCUCAGUUGAGUUUCAACGUGAUUGGGCGUCUUUCAAGAUGGGAUUUGGCAGCCAUCUAUCUGAGUUCUGGCUGGGGAAUGAUAAUAUUUACAAGAUCACUUCAUCGGGUAAAUGGGAGCUGCGUAUUGAUCUGCAGGACUUUGAUAGUGUAAACUAUUUUGCUAAAUACAGCUCUUUUAAAAUCAUGGGAGAGACCGAGAAAUACAAGCUGGUACUUGGAGAUUUUACCAGUGGUAACGCAGGAGAUUCUCUGUCGUAUCAGAAUGGGAUGAAGUUCUCCACCGUGGACCAAGACAAUGACGCCGAUACUAGAAGUUGUGUGGAUUUGUACAAGGGAGCCUGGUGGCAUAAUCAGUGCCACCAAUCCAAUCUCAAUGGACUGUACCGACCUGGGAAACAUGAAACCUUUGCUGAUGGAAUUAAUUGGAAUUCAGGAAAGGGUUAUAAUUACUCCUACAAGAGAUCUGAGAUGAAAAUCAGAUCUGUGAAGUGAAAGAAAGUGCUCAGAACUUGAGUUGUCCUCUUUUCUGAACAUCUAAAAA
Bufo bufo (common toad) is the source of this 1064-nucleotide messenger RNA. RefSeq names its product ficolin-2-like. NCBI's taxonomy places the organism in Eukaryota, Metazoa, Chordata, Amphibia, Anura, Bufonidae. The transcript is spliced from 9 exons. The coding region runs from base 89 to 1015 and encodes 308 amino acids. The record is from RefSeq and is a predicted model, not a curated record.